This is a messenger RNA of Acanthosepion pharaonis, 486 nucleotides long. The record is from the annotation of a GenBank genome assembly. Lineage: Eukaryota; Metazoa; Mollusca; Cephalopoda; Sepiida; Sepiidae.
AUGUUUAUUCUUGGAACUGAUGAACCGUUACUGACUUCCCUUAAGAUGAGAAACUAUCUUGUUAUUUUAGCUGAGACAAGACUGAUUUUCUAUCACUUUGUCAUUCUCUCUCUUUUUAUCUAUCUAUCAUUCUUCAAUUACUCUCAGUCUUUUUCUUUUUAUAGAUUUUUCUUUUUUUCUUUUCUUCUUUUUUUUAACUUUUAUGCUCUCUCUCUCUUUUCCUUUGCCUCUUCCUCUAUCUCUUCCCUUCGCCUUUCUCUUUUUUUCUACUUUUAUCAUCCUUUGUCUCUUUAUUUCUCUAUUUUCUCACCUCCAUUCUUUUCUCUCUAUAUCACACUCGUCUUUCUCUCUUUUUAUAUUUUCUCCUCUUCUCUCUCUUCUUCGUCUUCUCCCUCACUUUUGAUCUUUCUUCUUUUUCCUCUCUUCCUCCUCCUCUCCCUCCCUUCCUUCUUUCUCCCUCUUCUUCUUCUCUCUUCCCCGCUUUAA